Molecule: messenger RNA, 2154 nt
Organism: Eremomyces bilateralis CBS 781.70
Lineage: Eukaryota; Fungi; Ascomycota; Dothideomycetes; Eremomycetales; Eremomycetaceae
Product: CTR1 suppressor protein
Exons: 4
Biological process (GO): phospholipid biosynthetic process
Cellular component (GO): endoplasmic reticulum membrane
Molecular function (GO): glycerol-3-phosphate O-acyltransferase activity; glycerone-phosphate O-acyltransferase activity
Source: RefSeq, a predicted model, not a curated record
AUGAAUACCUUCGUCUACGAUGUCGUCGUCUGGGCCUUCUCCAUCCUCUUCGACCUCUUCUUCCGCGAAGUGCAUCCGCGCAGCUCCUGGAAAAUUCCGCGCAAAGGGCCGGUGAUCUUCGUCGCUGCUCCGCACGCGAAUCAGUUCGUCGAUCCCCUCAUCCUCAUGCGCGUCAUCCGCCGGGAAGCCCACCGCCGCAUCUCCUUCCUCAUCGCCGAAAAGUCCAUCCGCAGAAAGUUCGUGGGGUUCAUGUCGAGGAGUGUUGGCGCGGUACCAGUCGGACGGGCUCUGGACAGCGUCAGGCUGACGAAAGGGCGAAUCUACUUACCAGACCCGGAGAACGACCCCACUCUCGUCCGAGGCGUCGAUACCAACUUCGAGAGCUCCGAGUUUCGGGUCGGUGGGCUCCUAGUCUUGCCUGCAGUGGACAAUAUUACGGCAAAUGCAGAGAUUCUAGAGAUCAAGGGACCCGAGGAGAUUCGGGUGAAGAAGCCAUUUAAGGGAGAUGUGGCUCUGCGACAGCUGACGGGAAAGAUGUCCAAGGAAGACGGGGCGAACGGAGCGCCAAGCAGGUCUGACCAAGGAGAGUUCAAGGGGAUCGAAUUUAAAGUCGCGCCGAAGGUCGACCAGACGGAAGUUUACGAUGCGGUCUUCAAGAGGUUACAUAGUGGCGGAUGCGUUGGUAUCUUCCCUGAGGGUGGUAGUCACGAUCGCACGGAACUGUUGCCGUUAAAAGCUGGUGUGGCCAUAAUGGCCCUUGGUGCACUAGCAGCAGAUCCGAACUGUGAUCUCAAAAUCAUCCCGUGCGGUAUGAACUACUUCCAUGCACACAAGUUCCGCUCCAGAGCAGUGGUGGAGUUUGGCACUCCGGUCGAAGUGCCGCCAGAGCUAGUGGAGUUGUAUAAGACAGGCGAGCGACGAGAAGCGGUUGGAAAGCUCUUGGCGAAUAUUUACGAUGCGCUGGUUGCUGUCACGGUUACUAGUCCUGACUAUGACACUUUGAUGUUGAUCCAAGCUGCCCGACGGCUAUAUAACACGAAGCAUAAGAACUUCCCACUUCCGAUGGUGGUCGAGCUCAACCGUCGCCUAGUCAAGGGCUACACGAUGUACAAGGAUGAUCCUCGCAUUAUCAACUUGAAGAAAUCCGUGUUGGAUUACAACCAGCAGCUGAUGUCACUCAACAUCCGGGACCAUCAAGUGGAAUAUGCGAAGCUGUCGUUUCCUAAAGUGUUCUUCACCCUGGUAUACCGUGUGGGGAAGCUCUUGUUGCUUUCUCUGGGCGUGCUACCAGGGCUGUUCUUGUUCGCACCUGUUUUCAUUGCCGGCAAGCUCAUUUCCAUCAAGAAGUCCAAAGAGGCCUUAGCCGCUUCGACGGUCAAAAUCCAAGCACGCGACGUCAUAGCGACCUGGAAGCUGCUCGUCUCCUUAGCCUUCGCACCCCUUCUCUACAACUUCUACACCAUCCUCCUCGCCAUCUGGACCUACCGCACCCGAAUCGGCGGUCGCGUCCCCGACUGGGUCCCCCUUUGGAUGACCUUUCUCUUCGGCUACAUCUUCUUCCCGGCCAUCACUUACGCGGCGCUCCGCUUCGGCGAAGUCGGCAUGGACGUCUUCAAAUCCCUCCGCCCCCUCCUCCUUGCCCUCAACCCCACCGCUGGCAACGUCCUCGUCAAGCUGCGCGCCCGCCGGGCCGCCCUCGCCCACCAGGUCACCGAUCUCAUCAACACCCUCGGCCCAGAACUCUUCCCGGACUUCGACGCCGCGCGCAUCGUCGCCGACCCGUUCCGCCCAGGCGACCCGACCACGUCGUCGAACCCGUCGCGCAGUCACGGCCGCGUCGACAGCCGGGACGUGUUCAACGUCGACUCGCCGCCGACAUCGCCCGGGAGCGGGGGGCAGCCGCCGGCGAGCAUCGGCGGGGGGUCAUCGAUGGCGGGGAACCUGCCGCCGAACGAGUCGUUCAACAACCUGGCGGGCAUCGGGCUAUUCGCGACGCGACCCGCGACGCCGAGUAAGAGCCGCAGUCGGGCGAGCUCGAGUGGGGGGUUCCCGGUGCAGGCAUUCAGUACGCUGGAUUCGAAGGGGUCGUUCGACGAGGUGUCGAAGAAGAUUCGGGGGGCGAUGAAGGAGCGGGGGCAGAGGAGGAGGAGUGAG